Ophidiomyces ophidiicola is the source of this 687-nucleotide messenger RNA. Its product is annotated as Altered inheritance of mitochondria protein 6. The record is from RefSeq and is a predicted model, not a curated record. The transcript has 2 exons. Lineage: Eukaryota; Fungi; Ascomycota; Eurotiomycetes; Onygenales; Onygenaceae. The coding region runs from base 1 to 687 and encodes 228 amino acids.
AUGUCACUGACAUCUGGUUACCAGGUUGGACACCAUAAAUCUUCCUUGUCCAAAGAGCGGACGCUCAAGUCGCUAUAUAUUGAUCAGCUUGUCAAAAUUCUGAAGCUCCAGAACCCUCGCACCGAGUUUGACCCAACAGGAGAGUACAGAAAUGGAGUUUUUGAUACCGAUCCAUAUCAGACUCUGUAUUUGUUCAUCGAUGUCAAAACGAACGGCACUGAAGCGUGGAAAUAUAUCUCUGAGAGCCUGCAGCCAUUGCGUGAAUUGAGGUAUUUGACUGGUGUUGUCAAAGGGGUGAAAGUUCCAGGUCCUAUUACAGUAAUUGGAACUGGCAAUACGCCCCUCAGCCUCGUCAGCGGACUAGACACCCGUGACUUUUUUUACGAUGGGCCACUCUCUGGCCUUGAAUCCCGGAACAUCACGGAUCUUAUAUCACCGGUCGCAUCCACGAGCCUCACAGGGGCGAUUGGUUCUAUAGGUUCGGAUAACAUACCAUUUACCGACGCUCAACUCGAAAUCAUUAAGGCGCAGAUUAAGGUUGCAAAGAGUAGGAAGAUUCUUGCUCGGUACUGGGGGACGCCAGGGUGGCCGAUUCGUAAACAAAAUGAAAUAUGGAGAGCAUUGUUGAAUGAAGGUGUUGGGUUGUUAAAUGUGGAUGAUCUUAGGGCAGUCGGAGAAUAUUUUUAA